Molecule: messenger RNA, 1548 nt
Organism: Melampsora larici-populina 98AG31
Lineage: Eukaryota; Fungi; Basidiomycota; Pucciniomycetes; Pucciniales; Melampsoraceae
Exons: 3
Coding region: 1-1548 (515 amino acids)
Source: RefSeq, a predicted model, not a curated record
AUGCUUAACAGAUUACCGGCGGAAGCACUGGAUCCUAUCAUCGAGCGUCUCCUCGAGUUAGACAUGGCUGCACCCGGAAAUCCCAUCUAUCCGCACGAUGGAAGAUUUGAAGCAGCCCAUUCCUUGAGAGCAUUAUCAGAAGUGACUCUUGGAUCGAGUCAAAUAAAGCCCUUUCAGGAGGCCUGUGAAUCCUUUAUAUGGAGGAUCUUCCGAUGUGUCCUAGAAGAUUGCGAUGAGAUGGCCGCUGAUCCUAAUCUUGAUUCUGUAGCCAGACAUGUUCGCUCAUUCACAGCUUCGAUGCGCAUAGACACCGAGAGUGACGCUUCAUUUACGCAAACUAUAGAAUGGAUGGGAAUCAUGGACAACAUCUUGAAUAAAUUCUCUGAUCUCAAUCUGAAGCAUAUCCGCCUACACACCCACGCUCAGCUCGUCCAGGGCACGCCAUCGAUUCUCGAGGACUCGGCCAACCUUGAUCGCCUGCAAAUUGCUCACCAGCAAAUCAUCUCUUCUUUGAGUAACUUUCCUUCUUUGACUGCGUUGGACCUUGAAAAUUGUUUUGCUUUGGUGUCAGAGGAUAUUGUCUCUCAAUGCAUUUUUCAACUUCCCAACUUGGUUCGAUUCCGAGCUCAGGAAAGUGCGUUGAAGCCCGAUCUCGAUUUGACUCAAGGCUCAAGGCUUGGCGAGUCUUUGGCAUCUCGUACGAAAUUGGAGAAGCUGAGUUUGAAGAACUUGGCCUAUGUAAGUCCUGCUUGGUGUGACUUGAACUGGCAAGGACCUUUGACAAGUUUGAAUUUGAGGGGUUGUGGAAAUUUGGAAAACCAAGCACUAUUGCGUUUCAUCCUCAGUAUCCCGUCCUUGGAGAAGAUUCGCCUACAAGAUCACCAUUUCAGAUCUCUCGACAUAUUUACCGACAUUCAUGGAAUCCCAUUCCCAAACUUGGAACGCUUUACCUUUCUUGGGGACAGUCUUGAGCACCCUCUCUUUGAUAUAUUGGCAGAAGCUCCCUUACUUGAAAAAGUACAUUUGCAUUCAACUCCAGUGCGGGAUUGCCUACGCGGAAUGCAACGUUCUAUCGAAGUAAGCCAUGGGUCUUGGGCAAGUUUGAGGACUGUUAUUAUAUCAUUUAUUAGGCCUGACGAUCCAGAGAGGAUACGGCUUCGUGAGUGGGGUGUUGCAAGAGACGUCGCAGUCAAGUUUCAUUUCGGUAUCACGGCAUGGAACACGCCUGAACUUCAAGUUUUCGAUUUAUCUUCUGAUGAAGAGACUGGCAACGGAACCGCAGCACCAAAUGAUGACCAAGCUGAUCAUGCCAGUGAGGCAGAAUCCGAGCCAUCAGAUCACAGUGAGGCAGAAUCCGAGCCAUCAGAUCACAGUGAGGCAGAAUCCGAGCCAUCAGAUCACAGUGAGGCAGAAUCCGAGCCAUCAGAUGCCAGUGAGGCAGAAUCCCAGCCAUCAGAUGCCAGUGAGGCAGAAUUCGAGCCAGAAGAUGACAGUGAUGUUAGCGCCCCAGAAGAUUGGGAAUUUGUUUGGAGACCACAAACUUUAUAA